CCAAAUUUGAACUGGAGACACAUAUUCAACAUAUCAAUACACACAUUUUAAUUUACAAAAUUUAUGAGUAUUUAACUUUGAAUUUUUAACAAAAUAUGAGUAUUUUAACCUUAUUGAUUUACCUAUUCAGCCCUUGAUUAUAUAUAUUGAUGAAAUGAGUGAAAUUAGGGUUUCUGUUAACAGUCCCGUUUAAGGGUCGCAAAAAUGGUUUCCCUAAAACUGCAGAAGAGGCUAUCAGCAAGCGUCCUGAAAUGCGGAAGAGGAAAGGUUUGGCUUGAUCCAAAUGAAGUCAAUGAAAUCUCCAUGGCCAAUUCUCGACAAAACAUUCGGAAAUUGGUUAAGGAUGGUUUCAUUAUUAGGAAGCCAACCAAGAUUCACUCCCGUUCACGUGCUCGCAGGAUGAAGGAGGCCAAGAGGAAGGGACGCCACUCUGGAUAUGGUAAGCGCAAGGGUACAAGGGAGGCAAGGCUUCCUACCAAAAUUCUUUGGAUGAGGAGGAUGCGUGUGCUUAGACGAUUGCUCAGAAAGUACAGGGAAUCAAAGAAAAUUGACAAACACAUGUACCAUGACAUGUACAUGAAGGUGAAGGGUAAUGUUUUCAAGAACAAGAGAGUCUUGAUGGAGAGCAUUCACAAGUCGAAGGCUGAGAAGGCAAGAGAGAAGACUUUGUCUGACCAGUUUGAGGCCAAGCGUGCAAAGAACAAGGCAAGCAGGGAAAGGAAAUUUGCUAGGCGUGAGGAGCGAUUUGCUCAAGGUCCUGGUGAAAAAGUAUCAGCGCCUAGUGCUCCACCCGCUACAACUCCCCAGCCUGCCCAAGUGCCAAAGAAAUCCAAGAAGUGAGCAGCCUACCGAGAAAUUAAAAGGAAGUUGAAUAUUUGAUGACACUGGCAUAUUCCUGUAGUCUGCUACAAAUGUGUUAAGUAUUCCCUUUUUUGAUGGUUUGGACUUUGUCUUAUAUAACUAUAAACUUAUUUCUUGCAAACUUUAUUUUAUAGUACCUAUUUAUUUGUUAGUUUCCAUUUUUUCUGUUACUUUAUAUUAUACUUAACGGAAGCUCGAUAAUUACUUAAGCCAAAACAUUUGGUUUUAAAGCAGCA
Molecule: messenger RNA, 1097 nt
Organism: Cicer arietinum (chickpea)
Lineage: Eukaryota; Viridiplantae; Streptophyta; Magnoliopsida; Fabales; Fabaceae
Product: large ribosomal subunit protein eL19y
Biological process (GO): translation
Cellular component (GO): cytosolic large ribosomal subunit; ribosome
Molecular function (GO): structural constituent of ribosome; RNA binding
Source: RefSeq, a predicted model, not a curated record